AUGAUUGGUCUGAAGAAGAAGAAAAUGAUUUCAUCCGACAUCAAUACGUAUCAAACACAGGAAACGGACGAUAACACAUAUGUGGCAUCUAAUUUCAUUUCAUCAGCACCAGCUAAUCGAAUAACAACACACGCAGAAUCAAUCGUUUUUCAAGCCCUACCCGCACCUCUUGCUGCUCCAGUAGGAUGGCGUAGUCAAAUCAUCCAUUCAAAUUCUCCUGUUUUCACCGACGAAGAACGUAGAUUAUUGGAAUCGAAGACUACAUACAGUAGUAAUUAUUCGGAAUAUAAUACUAACGCUGGUGUAUUCAAUGCAUCUGCAGUGAAUCGAUUCUCAGCAGGCUACACAGGAAAUAGUGACGAAUAUACAAGUACAUCACUGUCUAAAAAUCGAGCAACUGGCGGACAUGUAACGUUUGCGAACAAUGAAUCGGUCGCUGAAAACGCUUUAGCUUUAACAGAUAGAUCAGUUGAAAAUAACGCUUUGGUCACUACAAAUAGGUAUCAUGAUAAUCAAACUGUACUAACAGAGCGACAACAGCAUGAUAUAAUUCAGCGAGUCGAACAUCAGCAACCACCACCAUUGAUUGUUCGAAAAUCUCUACCGAAUAAUACUGUUACAUACAGACAAAAUGUGUCAGUAAGAUAUUUACAACCACCAACGCCCCCACCACCAGGACCGCUAAUUAUUCGUGAAGUUCAACCACCACCACCGCCACCACAAUCUCCGAUCAAAAUCCAACAACGUGCUCCACCCUUGCCGACUCCGCCUCCGUUGGUACUUCGAGAACGACCUCCUCCGCCUCCAGAAACCCAAGCUCCUAAAGUAGUAGAAAAACUAUUACCUCCAUUACCAGGAGGACCGCGUCCUGUUAUUGUUGAACGCUAUGGUGCUUGUCCACCUAAACCUCAAGAUGUUAUCAUUGAGCGUUGGUUACCUUACAAACAGACUGGUGAACGGCGCGUUGUGGUCGAACGAGCACCGCCACCAUGCGUAUCCGAACGAGAACCAAACUUACUGAUUCUACAUGACGGACCUCGAGCAUGUAUUCGUAAAGAAUAUAUAAACCAAGGAGUUGUUCGAGCUGAUCCAGACUGUUACAUUCGACAAUACGGAGGUGAGCUGAACAGAUGGGAAUCAAAUUCACAACAUGCUCAUCUGGUUAGUGAAGCAUCUCGUGCUGUUCCACCACCCUUCGGAACAUUUACCGAUCGAUAUCAUGAACAUUGUCCGGGUAGAUAUGAACGCGCAAGAACUCCUUGUAUCGAAUCAAGUACGUGGGAAAGAGUACGAGCGCCAACAUCGAUUCCUCGCUGUUCAUCCUAUAGCUAUGUCCCGUCAUGCUGUGAACCAACUGUCAAUUACUGCAAAGAAGUCGUAUCUGAUUGUGACUAUAGUUAUCGUCAAUGUUAUGACGAUUGUUACCGAUGUGAGGAUAGAUGCGUGGACCGAUGCGCAGACAGAUGUGUUACGACGACCGAUAUAAUACCAUCAUGGAAUCGUUACUGUCGUUCAUCAAGUUACGACUGUGUUCCAUCAUGGAAUCGUUAUUGUCGUUCAUCAAGUUACGAUUGUCUUCCAUCAUGCUACUCGAUUAACCCCUCGUGUAGUUCGAAAACAAUUCGUGUCUGUUCUGACGAUGAAUUUCGACGCGUUCUCUGCGAUCUAACAAAUGGUCAUGUUUCAUCUGGUCUCCGAUCAUUAUGUUAA
Adineta ricciae is the source of this 1710-nucleotide messenger RNA. The record is from the annotation of a GenBank genome assembly. Lineage: Eukaryota; Metazoa; Rotifera; Eurotatoria; Adinetida; Adinetidae.